Molecule: messenger RNA, 549 nt
Organism: Microplitis mediator
Lineage: Eukaryota; Metazoa; Arthropoda; Insecta; Hymenoptera; Braconidae
Exons: 1
Coding region: 1-549 (182 amino acids)
Molecular function (GO): nucleic acid binding
Source: RefSeq, a predicted model, not a curated record
AUGCGAAUCCUAGGAGUCAAACACCUUCGCACGACGCCAUAUCACCCAGCUUCCAACGGUUUGGUAGAGUUUCUACGCAGACAACUCAAAGCCGCACUGCUAUGUCACAAUGACACCUGGUUCGACGCCUUGCCUGCCGUCUUGCUCGGGCUUAGAGCAGCCUGGAAAGAAGAUCUACAAGCCACACCCGCUGAGCUUGUAUACGGUGAGCCAAUUCACACACCAGGAGAACUAUUGGCUCCCUCAAAUAAACACGCGGAUGCACCAGGUGUUUCACGAGACCUAAAAGCACAUUUUAAUAACCUGGCACCGGCCGAAACAUCGCGUCAGGGAAUACGUUUUGUUUUUUGUUUCAGUGACCUGAAAACCUGUACCCAAGUUUUGGUGCGCAAUAACCAGAUCGGACCAUCCUCCUUAGCACCCUACGAAGGUCCAUUCGAAGUCAUCGCUAGACACGAUAAAUACUUUAUCGUAAAUCACAAGCGUGCUAACACGGCGAUCUUAAUAGAUCGUAUGAAACCAGUUUACUUCGUCAACGACGUUAAAUAA